Molecule: messenger RNA, 3294 nt
Organism: Scheffersomyces amazonensis
Lineage: Eukaryota; Fungi; Ascomycota; Pichiomycetes; Serinales; Debaryomycetaceae
Gene: GPR1
Product: Gpr1p
Exons: 1
Coding region: 490-2976 (828 amino acids)
Biological process (GO): adenylate cyclase-activating G protein-coupled receptor signaling pathway
Cellular component (GO): plasma membrane
Molecular function (GO): G protein-coupled receptor activity
Source: RefSeq, a predicted model, not a curated record
CCCAUACAAAACUAACUGUAGUUUAUGAAUAAUUAUCCUGUCCCUUUCAAGUGGUGACCAGAAGUAAUAAUUUAUUCUACCACACUGUGGUCUGUGUGUGCUAACUAAAUUUCUUCAAGUAUAUCAUUUCGGAACUUCUCCGUAUUUACUUUGUUCAGUAACUAAUAAGACAUUUCCACUAGUACAAUUCCAGUUCCAGUUCCAGUUCCUGUUCCAGUUCGAAUUUCUAUUUCCAAUUCAAUUUGACAUUCAAAGCUCAAUUUUAACAAGAUUGAGCCCAAAGAUUAUACAAAACUAGCUUAUAUACAUUUUAGAUUCCUUCUUCACUUCUUUGCUUGCUUCCAUUUAUUAAAUAUUUAUUUUAAAGCUUUAAAUCUUUGCCCACUCAUGGUACAUCUAUUCAAUAUUCACUUUUAUAUUUGUAUCAACAUUUAAAUUUGUAUUAUAUUAAAUUCAUUUGAAUAAUAAUAAUAAUAAUAAUAUCUCAUCAUGGUACUAUCGUCAUCUUCAACUACUUUGGUGAGUCUACUACUGUCUUCACUAUCAACAAUAACCACAUCAUCAUCAACACUUUCACCCACUUCAAUUCAAACCACAACUUCAGCAGUAACUACAUUAGCUACUAAAUUCUUACCUCAACUACUAUCAUCAUUAACAUCAAAUUACUUAUUUCCUAGGAGUUAUAUGGAUACACAUAAUCAAAUUGAAGAAUUCACUAAUCAUCAAGCUCGAGUACAACGUAUUCUUGCUACUAGUUCUUCAUGUGCUUCAAUACUGUUGUGUAUCUGUGGAAUGUAUAUGUUCUUAGCAUUUGAUCCAAAACGAUUAAUAUUUCGUCAUCAACUCAUCUUUUUCUUAAUGUUCUUUGAUUUAGUUAAAGCAAUCAUCCUUUUAUUAUAUCCAACCCGAGUUUUAACUCAUUCAACAUCUUAUUAUAAUAAGAAUUUCUGUCAAAUUGUCGGAUUCUUUACUGCUACUGCUAUUGAAGGUGCAGAUAUUGCGAUCUUAUCAUUUGCAGUUCAUACAUAUCUUUUAAUCUUUAAACCUAAUUUAACUACUAAAGUAAAAAAUUCAAGUAGAACUGAAGGUGGAUUAUAUAAAUAUAGAUUUUAUGUCUAUGGAAUGUCAUUUUUUAUUCCUAUUAUUUUAGCUAGUUUGGCAUUUAUUCAUGAUACAGGUUAUGUAUCUUUAGUAAGUUGGUGUUAUUUACCAGAAAGACCUUUAUGGUAUAGAUUUGUAUUAAGUUGGGUCCCCAGAUAUUGUAUUGUAAUUAUAAUCGUUACAUUUUAUGUAUUAAUUUAUUAUCAUGUUAUAAAAGAAUUCAGAAAUUUGGGGGGAGUUUUCACAACUAUGCAUAAAUCUCAGGGUCAUUUACAUCCAAAAGUUAGUAAUGAUGAAAAUCCAUCAUUUGGUUCAGCAAUUAAAUACUUUUUAAGUGCUUUUAAAGAUAGGUAUUUUCUAAAAUUGGAAUUACCCACUAAUAAUACCACUGCAACUACUUCUACUAAUGCAUUAAAUUUGGAAGUAUUGAAUGGUACUAAUAGAGGUUCAGAACCAGGUGAAAGUAUUCCUCAAUCGCCUAAUCAAAAAACAAAAAAUUCUGAAGAAGAACAUUCAGAUGACGAAGGUGAAUCUGAAGAUGAUGAUGAUGAUGAAGAAGAUAUUGUUGAACAAUAUGAUGAACGAGCAGCUCGUGAAGAAGAGGAUGAUGACGAAGAAGAAAACUUUGAUCUUCGACAAUUACCUACUAUUACUCAAAUGAAAUCUCGAGAUCCAGAAGAUAUAAAUUAUCAUCCUGAGAUGCAAGCAGCUAAUUUGGCAAACUUCAGAAAAAGACAACGAAUUAUUGAAAAACAAAUGAAAUCAAUUUUUGUUUAUCCAUUUGCAUAUAUAUUUGUUUGGGUAUUUCCAUUUAUAUUGCAUGUCACACAAAUCAAUUAUGAAGAAUAUCACGGUCCAAUCUAUUGGAUAAAUUGUAUGGCAGCAUUUAUGCAACCAUUCAAUGGAUUUGUUGAUACUCUUGUAUUUUUCUAUCGUGAAAAGCCUUGGAAAUAUACUAUAAUGAAGAAUUUUGAGAAAGAACAUCGAACGAAAUUAGAUAAUUUCUUAAAUGCUAAUGCAGAAAAAUUAAGAAAUAAUACUAGUGAUGGUAAUGAAUCAUUUGUUGCAAGUUCAUUUAUAAAGAAUUCACUUAGUGUUAGUCAUCAUUAUUCUGAAACUGAUUAUCCAAAAUGGAGACAAUGGUUAAAUUGGUUAGAAUUACCAUUUUUUUCAUUACCAACAGAAGAGAAUAUUAUAAAAUAUCAAACUCAAUAUAUUGAGAAUAAAUUAAACAGUGUUGAUAGUAAUAGAAGUGGAUCACAACCAAGGAAUCAUCCUCUUCAUAGACAUAUUAAUCAUGGAAAUAGUUUAUCUAAAUCUAAUGGUAAAUUUAGUAAUGCAGGCAUUACUAAUAAGACUCAUGAUUUUUCUAAUAUUUUAAGUGAUGAUUUAGGAGAAUCUGAAUUUACUAAUAAUUUAGGUAAUUUUUCAUUCAAUUAUGAAAAGAAGAAGAAUUCAGUUCUGCAAAAAUCGCUUAAUUUACAUCCCCAUCAAGAAGUACCUCUACAUUUACAACGUCAAACAUAUAGUAAUGGUGGUAGAAAGCCGAGUGUAAUUUCAUCAUCAAAUAAAUCUAAUCGAUCUUCUUCCCGACAAUUAUCUGAUUUUGAUGAGAAUGUUCAUCGUCAUACUAUAGAAAUGAAACCUUUAGGUAAUACUAAGAAGGAUUCAUCUACUUCAUCAUCAUCGGUAUCACCAUUUUCAAAUAGAAAAUUUACAGGAACUUCCUUUGGAUUCUCCACUAAUGGUACAAGUAAUGCUACAAAUAGUGCUAAUGGUAAUAGUGUUGGUAAUGAUUCAAUGUAUUCAUCAGAUCAGAAUAGUAAUGAUGAAUUAGAUUUUCUUGAAUUCUUAAAGAGAGGUCCACCAACAUAAACAUAAUAGAUAAACAAUACAUACAUACAUACAUACAUACAUACAUAUACACAUACAUAACAUACAUACACAUAUAAGUUUAAUAUUUUGUACAAGUAAUAAAUGAAUUAUAGUUCAUUAGUUUAGUUAUCAGAUCGGUCUCCACACUCGGCUAACUCACGCUCCGCUUCGGCGCGUUGCCGAUGUCAAGAUGCGCUAAGUUAAAAAAUAAUCAAAAGAAAUUUUUGUCGAGCAUCUUACUAAGCUACUUAGUGGAAAUAAGUACCGAUACGGAAGGGAAAUCCGCUUUUAAUAUCCGUAUAGUAUUUCUCCUCAAGU